AUGGAGAAAAUUAUCAACUUCAAAACGAAGUUUGCCUUCGAAGCGUUGACGAUGAAGAAGUAUAUACAGAGCUCAGCAGAGGAGAAUUUUGUGGGCGACAUCGAAUUACUAAUGGAACCACUGACAAAAGUCUACCCGUUAUCGUCAGACAUCGAUGAUAAAUUAAAAGCCAAAUGGGAUUCAAUGUUUGAUGAGUACGGCCGAGGUGUUUGUAUGUACAGAACGGUUGAAUUACAUCGGUUAGAUUUUCGCGAUUCUCAUUGA
Anisakis simplex (herring worm) is the source of this 264-nucleotide messenger RNA. Lineage: Eukaryota; Metazoa; Nematoda; Chromadorea; Rhabditida; Anisakidae. The record is from the annotation of a GenBank genome assembly.